AUGAUAAUACGACAUUGCCUAUCUAAAACGUCGGCUUUUCUUCCCAGACGAUCAUUUGUUAUAACUCCUUUCUUGAAUAAUGAGCUACAACCAGGUACAAUUGAGGCUACUUCAAACACCGAUCAAGAAGCAUCCACUAAUAGAGCAUCAAAGAGGAUAUUCCUAAAACCGGAUCAGAUCAAAAACCGAAAAAGAAAGAAUAAUGGCAAACGGAUGAAAUCAAUACUGCGACAGCAGUCGCAAAGUGCCUCCUCUUCCGCCAAGGUAGACCUAGCUUUGAUUCAAGAACUCUAUCGCAAGAACAACAAUCUUGCAAGUUCAUCGAGUGAUGAAGAUGGUGACCUGUUUCGAUAUAUUGAAACAUUGAAACCAUUUGAAUCAAAGAUUGGAAGUAAGAGGUAUGAGGAAUUGACAAGAGAUUUAUAUAAUGCAUUCAAGAAGAACCAGAUUAUCAAUUAUAUGACCAAUCUUAGAAGCAAGACACCUGAUUUGCCUGCUUUAAAACCCAGGUUAAACAAAAGUCAGAUUAUAGAAUCAUUGUUAACGCAUUACUGGAAGAUUGUGAAGCAGAAAUCGGAUCUCUCGGGUGAAGAAUUACUUAGUAACAGGAUUAUUGAAUUGACUCCAGCACAAAGGUUUCUUAUUGACCCUAAACGAUCACGAUUUAUCCGUAAUUUAAUUGCAUCAAAUAUAAAAGUCCAGCUUGGCAAAACUAAAUUAUCAGUGACAGCAUUAAAACUGGAGUUGGAUUACGUUGAAGCAGAACUAGUACAAGUAAAUAACCGAAUCAAGUCGGAGGAAAUUGAUUUAUCAAUCAUCAAAGGAGUGCAAAAGUCUGUUUUGGAUUUUGGUGAGAUAUCAAAUGCGUCGCUAUCGUAUUUUGAGAAGUUGGACAAAGGCAAAUACAAGAUUUUGGCCAAUACCCAAGCCAAUAUUAACACGGCAAAAAGAUUAAUUUUGUGGGCCCUUGACUGCAAUCCACACGUUCAAACUUUGUUUUUCAAUAAACUGGCAAUUGAGAAUGCACAUUUGUUACCAUUCAUCAAUGAAGAUGUGUGGCCUUGGUGUGAUAAGCAUGCUCGGUAUUACAGUAUGUUUUAUGAGGAUAGGAGACCGGGCAGGGAUAGUGACUUGGUGUUUGAAAAGUUUGACAAGAUGAAUGACAAGUUUUUAAAGCUGAAACUGUUGGAAGAUUUAGUUGACCAGAAGCUUGCGUUGAAAGCCAACAAGAAUAGUUUUAUUGAUGAGGCAUUAUCGGAUGAAAUUUUGGGUAUGUUUAAGACUAUUGGAAAACCAAAGGAGGAAGCUAUAGAGGAAGUGAAACCAAUAAUUACUUGUCAAAGUGAGGGCAACACUACAUCUCAACUGGAUAAUGAAAAAGAACCUAAUGAAAAGAUACAAAAGGAGUUUGAUUUGGACAGGAUUAUCAAAAACAGGCAUGAAUCGGCUGCCACCACGAAUGAUCAUGAGCAGCUUUUGAACCUUGAGGCAUUGCGCCAUGAGUUGGGAAAUUUCGAAGACGGUUUAAAGAUUGAAGAUUUCCCUGACGUGUCUAAUUUGAUUGUUGAUGCCGAAAAGCAGACCAGUGAUGAAGUACUUGAAAUACUAAGAACCGAAUUGGGAGCAUUUGCCGAAGAUGAUGGAAGUGUAGUUGAUGAUGGGGAAGAUAUAUCAAGUCUGGAGACGUCUAUCGAUAAGGGAAACUUACAUCAGAAGUAUGAAGUUGAAACUGAUAUUGAGAGUUCAACCACGUCUAAUUCCAUUCCUGAAUCAAAAAAUUCCACCAUAGCUGGUGAAGCAUUGCAACAGCAAUCGGCGAAGAAAUUACCAUUUACCGAGGAGCAAGUUGUCAAUUUAUACACCCAAUUAAAUGACUUGUCAUUUGCAAAUGGCCUCCAAGGUGCUUCAAAGGACGCUGAACCAUAUUCAGCAUACACGAUUCAGUUUGGAUCAUUAUUGUUCAAGCAAAAUAAGGACCCACAGGCUGAGGAACCUAGUCGUGAACAACUUCUUCAAGCACAGCCAGAUCAGUUUAAAUUCUUAACCAGCAUUCCAUUCUUCAAAGACUUGGCAACGUCUUUACCCAUCUUGUACAAUGGUAACCAGACUUUUACCAACAAGAUGCAAAUUCGAUUAGUGCCAUCGAUUUAUCACAGUCCUAAUGAUAAUUUGGAUUCCUCAAAAACUUUGCAAGAUUGCCCACCGGUUGAAAUACAAGCUGACUUGAAUGAUUGGGGCAGGAUUAAAUUAGAAACAUUACAAGUCUUAUCUAUAGAAGCCAUGAAUAACAUUUACGUUGCUAUGCCCCAAUUGGCACUGGAUUUGCAAGUAUCUAAAUUUGUUAUUGGUGAUUUAUUACAACCACAAACAACACAAGACAACCAUAAACAACAACAACAACAACAACAAAACCAACAAAACCAACAAAAACCUGGAAUUUCUUUUGAUAAUCAGCCUCACUUGUCACAAUUCUUGGAAGAUUCGCAAUUGAGUUUUGGAGGUCAAGUUAAAGUCAAGCCAUCGUCAUCGAUUGAAUUGUGUGUCAAUGGUAAAUUCGUCAAGUAUGACUUUGUUCAUUUGACGUACAAGACUGACUUGUUGUUUGAUUUAAAUGGGAGAGAAUUAUGCUUGAGUAUAAUCGAAGGUGGUAAUUUUGGAGGAAGGAGAUUUGAAGUUAUGUUGGGCGAAGGAGAGUUGUCAAGAAACGAAUUUGCAAAGUUUCUCAAUGAUGCAAUUGAGUUUUGCUCGGAAAUCUAA
Messenger RNA from Lodderomyces margitis, 2757 nucleotides. RefSeq lists its product as uncharacterized. The record is from RefSeq and is a predicted model, not a curated record. The transcript has a single exon. NCBI's taxonomy places the organism in Eukaryota, Fungi, Ascomycota, Pichiomycetes, Serinales, Debaryomycetaceae. The coding region runs from base 1 to 2757 and encodes 918 amino acids.